This is a messenger RNA of Brassica rapa (field mustard), 1270 nucleotides long. RefSeq lists its product as uncharacterized. Gene Ontology annotation, molecular function: S-adenosylmethionine-dependent methyltransferase activity. The record is from RefSeq and is a predicted model, not a curated record. Lineage: Eukaryota; Viridiplantae; Streptophyta; Magnoliopsida; Brassicales; Brassicaceae.
UUUGUCUUACACCGUUCAAUCUGCAGUUACCAUUCGGAGCCAUAAUCCUUUUAAAUUAAUGGAUUAACCAUUAUAAAAUAGAAAGCCCAAGAAAAACAUCUCCAAUCAAUCCAAAACAUUUAAGCAUUUCUUAGAGGAAAAAGGUAGAAGUAAAUUAUCCAAUAAAGGCCUAUUAAAACUGAAAUGGGCUUAAAGCAAUAUCCACCACUCAUCAAUUAUCCACUCCUUGUAAAAAAAAUUAUAUAAUUCAAAAAGACACAUCUAAGGGGUUGCUCACCUUUUUUUCUGCUAAAGAUUCUUAGCUUGUAGCCACAAAAUCCAAAACAGAGAGAGAAUAUAUAGCUUUUUAUGGAUUCUCUUCGAUUCAACCUUCAGCAAUCUCCCUUUCAGUUGAGACCCAGAAGAACUAUUCGACCAAGAAUCACUAACAUUUCGAACCAAACCGAAGAAACCGAUCCGCGACCACCAUCCUCGGCCGGUAAGAUCCAACGGUUAGUACUCAACAAUGAAGGUCGUACUAAACUCAACGCCGGUCCUGACCGCGAAUUCUAUUCAUACCCACGAUUCGUGAACCACGUCGACGACGGUUUCAUAUCCUCCUUAACGGAUCUCUACAGAAACCGGUUAAGAUCCGGUUCGAUCGUAUUAGACCUGAUGAGCUCAUGGGUUAGCCAUCUACCAGAAGAGGUGAAGUACGAGAAAGUAGGCCUAGUGGGACAUGGUCUUAACGCACAGGAGCUUGCCAGAAACCCUAGACUCGAUUACUUCUUCGUCAAGGAUCUUAACGAGGAUCAGAAACUCGAGUUCCAAGACAAAUAUUUCGAUGCGGUUUUAUGUUCUGUCGGUGUACAGUAUCUACAACAACCCGAAAAGGUGUUUGCGGAAGUGUAUAGAGUGUUGAAACCGGGAGGUGCGUUGAUAGUGAGUUUUAGCAAUCGGAUGUUUUAUGAGAAAGCAAUCAGGGUUUGGAGAGAUGGAACCGAGUACGGUCGGGUGCAACUGGUGGUUCAGUACUUUCAGUCUGUCCAAGGGUUUACUCAGCCUGAGACCAUCCGGCAACAGCCUCCUCUUGGUGGAGGAGCUGAGAAACCGGUUUUGAAUUGGUUUAUGGGUUUAAUUGGUUUAGCUUCUAGGCCGGACCCUUUUAAUGCUGUGAUUGCUUAUAAGAAUUUCAAACCUCUGUAUGAGUAAACCAACAAAUAGUCUAUUAUUUCAUUUGAGAGUAUAAAUGCAUUGUCACAUUUUUUCUAAUAUUACUAUGAAUGGAAAA